AUGGCCAGUAUCCCGCCAGUUGCUGUGCCGGACGGGAAAGCGGGUGAUACGGAUGAGGAGGAGACCGAGGAUGAGGGAGUGAGCAGCUCGGAGGAAGAGGAGCUGCCUGGAGAGGCCCGCGCCACCUGGGGAAACCAAUGCGAACUGUUUCUCUCCUGCCUCGGCCUGUCCAUGGGCCUGGGGAGCUUCUGGAGAAUGCCGUCGCUCGUCCGGGCCAACGGUGGAGCCGCCUUUCUGGUCUCGUACGUGGUGGUGUCGCUGACCGUGGCCAAGCCGGUGUUCUUCAUGGAGCUCUUCCUGGGACAGUUCUCCAGCCAGGGUUCCGUCGGCGUCUGGCGGUGCGCGCCCAUCGGCAAAGGCAUCGGCAUCUGCAUGUGCUACGUGAGCCUGCUGAUCAGCACGUACUUCGUGUGCUUCACGGCGCACGCCAUGCUGUUCGCGUGGAAGUCGCUCAGCGAUCGGCUGCCGUGGGCCACGUGCGACGAGACGUGGGGCGCCGACGCCGCCUGCUUCGUGCGCCAGCCGGGAAUGGUGCCCUGCAAGGACGUCACGCGUUGGUUGGCCGAGCACUACGCGCACGCCAACCUGACCGAGGGUCGCGAGGUGGAGUACGAGGACCUGGUCUUCUACGUGCCCGACGACGUGUACAAGAACAAGUCCGACGGAUGCCAGUACGGCACCAACACGGCCGCCGAGCAGUUUUACUUCCGUCACAUCCUGGGCUUGAGCGAGAGCGUGAGCAUGACUGGCAACUUCCGCAUCGACAUCCUUGUCUGCAUCGGCAUCUGCUGGAUUGUCUUUUACUUGACCACCGCCAGGGGCAUACGCCUGUCUAGGAAGGUCGUCUACGUGACGUCACUUGUGUCGUACACGCUACUGUCGGUUCUCCUGUUACGCGGACUGGUGCGGUUGCCCGGGGCCGACUUCGGCAUCCACUACAUGCUCAAGCCGGAGUGGAGCAAGCUACUCAACAUCAGGGUGUGGUACGAGGCGAUGCAGCACAGCCUCCUGAGCGGCGGAGUCUCCACUGGCGUCAUCAUCAACGUGGGCAGCUUCAACCAAUUCUCCAGCGGAACCUACACUGUGGUUGCGGGCGUGGCCCUGGCCGAAGUGGUGUUGGGUCUGUUCAGCGGCGCCGUGGUCUUCUCGGUGCUGGGCAGUCAGUCCGAGCGGCUGGACACGCCCAUCGAGGAACUAGCACGCCACGCCCUUAUCUCGUCUCUGCUCGGAUAA
This is a messenger RNA of Dermacentor silvarum, 1233 nucleotides long. Its product is annotated as sodium- and chloride-dependent glycine transporter 1. Lineage: Eukaryota; Metazoa; Arthropoda; Arachnida; Ixodida; Ixodidae. The transcript is spliced from 9 exons. Gene Ontology annotation, cellular component: membrane. Gene Ontology annotation, biological process: sodium ion transmembrane transport. The record is from RefSeq and is a predicted model, not a curated record. Gene Ontology annotation, molecular function: glycine transmembrane transporter activity. The coding region runs from base 1 to 1233 and encodes 410 amino acids.